Harpia harpyja (harpy eagle) is the source of this 760-nucleotide messenger RNA. Its product is annotated as metal transporter CNNM4-like. NCBI's taxonomy places the organism in Eukaryota, Metazoa, Chordata, Aves, Accipitriformes, Accipitridae. The coding region runs from base 1 to 675 and encodes 224 amino acids. The record is from RefSeq and is a predicted model, not a curated record. The transcript has 4 exons.
AUGGAGGUGGAGAUCGGGAAGGAGAGCCUGAAGUUUGAAAAUGGAGCCUUCACCUGCUAUGGCGUCUCCGCACUGGCACCACUACCUGCAGGUGAGAGCAGCCAGGAGCACUGGAGCUCGCUCCCGGGGCAGCGCCGGACCCACUCGCCUGUUUUUUGGGGUGCAAAGGGAGAUAGAUACUCUUUGGCAGGUUCUGGCUCUCUGACCGCCAUCCACCGUGUACCCAUCCCCGGCAUCCAGAAUCGGCAGCUGGGCUGUGCCGACUACACCAGCUGCUCCUCGUACUGCCCCGACUACAGUGUGCGGGUGCUCACCGACCUGCAGCUGGCCAAGGUGAUGCAGCUGCGGUUAUCUCGGUGCCCUUGCGGCCGCCGGGCCCCUGAAUCCAGCCAAGUCACCCAAAAGCAUCGAGCCAAAAAUUAUCCCCAGCAGCCAGCCCGCGUUCCUGAGCCACCAGAACACCACACCAGCGAGCAGGUGAGGCUGGACCAUGGCAUGGCAGGGCAGAGCGGCUGUCAGGAUGCGCGAUUCGGGGUGCCCCCUGCGAGGCUCCCUCCUCCCCACACGCGACACCAAAGCAUCCCGGGGGGAAGCGGAGAGCCAGGGCCGAAGCCCUUCUGCCUCCCCGGCGCUCCCGGCUGCUCAUCAGGGUGGGAGCCGGUGGCCGCAGCGUGAGCCCUGCAGCGUUUCCUGGUUCAACAAACACUAUUUUCCCCAUUUUUAGUGGUUUUUUGAGGAAAUAAAAGCCACCGGAAGAGUG